AUGGUGGUGCUACGAAACCGUAUUGAUGCGUUUGGCGUUGCCGAACCGUCGAUUCGACGCGAAGCCAAUCGUCCCCGAAUCAUCGUAGAAUUGCCCGGCGCAAAGGACUCGUCAAAACCCCUUCAGAUUGUCAAAACGAUGGGACGGCUCGAAUUUAAGUUGGUAGAAAAAAGUCCCACCGCGGCGAUCGAAUUAGGAGUGCGCGUGAAACCCCAGGCAAUACCAGCUUUCGAGAUCGUCGUGUCUAUGAGUUUUGACUCACAAGGCAGCCGGAAGUUUGGUGAACUGACCACCAACCAUGUCGGUGAACUUUUAGCCAUUCUACUUGAUGGUAAGGUGCAAUCUGCACCCCGAAUCAACGAACCUAUUCUCGGCGGAAAUGCCCAAAUCUCUGGGGACUUUACCUUUGAGGAAGCCCAAUAUCUGGCGAACAUCCUCAAAGCCGGGGCGUUCCCCGUCGGUGUGAAAAUCGCCGAAGAGCGAACCGUUGGACCAACCCUUGGUCAAGAAGCAAUUGACGACGGCAUUCGCGCCGCGGUUAUUGGCAUGGGAGUUGUUCUAAUUUUCAUGUUAAUCUACUAUCGGUUUGCCGGGCUCGUUGCGAUUGUUGCACUAGCAUUUAAUAUGCUGAUUAUUCUGGGCUCACUUGCCGGGUUUGGUGCAGCUUUGACGCUGCCCGGACUUGCAGGGCUUGUCUUGACCAUCGGCAUAGCGGUUGAUGCGAAUGUGCUUAUUUUUGAGCGUAUCCGUGAGGAACUACGCACCGGCAAAACUGUAUGGUCUGCAAUUCAGACCGGCUACCAGAAAGCCUUUUGGACAAUCCUUGAUGCCAACGUAACAACGUUAGCUGUCGCAGCGGUACUCUACCAUUUCGGGACAGGUCCCAUCAAAGGGUUUGCUGUCACAUUGGGAAUCGGCAUCUUCGCCAGCAUGUUUACCGCCAUUGUUGUCACACGAGAGAUUUACGGCUGGGUGCUUGGUGGUCGAAGUGUCGAGAGGUUAAGUAUCGGACGGGAGGUCAUCAGAAACACAACCAUCGGUUUUCUUAGCAAAAGUCGAAGGGAUUCGUUGUAUCUGCAAUCCUCAUUAUUAUCGGCAUAG
Messenger RNA from Geodia barretti, 1101 nucleotides. The record is from the annotation of a GenBank genome assembly. NCBI's taxonomy places the organism in Eukaryota, Metazoa, Porifera, Demospongiae, Tetractinellida, Geodiidae.